Molecule: messenger RNA, 10153 nt
Organism: Oryzias melastigma (Indian medaka)
Lineage: Eukaryota; Metazoa; Chordata; Actinopteri; Beloniformes; Adrianichthyidae
Gene: adcy9a
Product: adenylate cyclase 9
Exons: 11
Coding region: 1735-6096 (1453 amino acids)
Biological process (GO): adenylate cyclase-activating G protein-coupled receptor signaling pathway; cyclic nucleotide biosynthetic process; intracellular signal transduction
Molecular function (GO): adenylate cyclase activity
Source: RefSeq, a predicted model, not a curated record
UCUCGCCUCCAUUGCGUCGGGCUUCACCAGCUGCUCAGAUUCACCAACUCACCGUCACAACAGCUGGGAAAGGAUUUCCGAGCCAACCACCGUGAAGAUGGUGGCGGUCACCGGACCGGGAAUAUCACGCGCGCGCGGCGGCAGCAGCAGCAGCAGCGGCGGCGGGACUCUCCGGGUUUAGACUCCAGGCUCUCCGCCUGCUUCGUCACAGAGCUCCUUCAGGGGGAAAGGGUGGCAACCAGCGACAGACGGAAGGGAACGCAGCAUUGUGCGCGAUGGUCUGACACAUGCACGCCAGCCGAAAGUGUCCAGACGCGGGGAACGGUGUGAGAUCAGAGGAGAUUCGGGGUAACCCCGCGGAGGGGCUCCGGGGGGGCUCGUCUCCGUGUCUGCUGUGAGGGAAUGUGAGGGGAGGAAAUCCAGCCUGAUCUCCAAAUACGCAGACUCCUCAUUACGCAGGAAACACGGCCUUGGAAACAUGGAAAAGAGACUCAAAGUUUGGGAGCUUUUGGACGGGAAGGCUUCCGCUGACGCUGCGCACAAGUUUUGCGUUGAUCUGACCCGCAACAGUUAGUGCGGAGCGGAUCGACGAGCCUGAAGAAAGGCGCCCGAACCCCCGGCGCUGCAAGAGUUUGGAUCCUCACUAUUUAUAGAGCAGCGAGCUGUGGGAGCUGCAGCCCGUCUUCCCCCAACUGCACGCGCGCAACAAGUUGCAGGCUCUCCCGAGGUAAGCCCACCAUCAGCUGUGGGUGGAAAUUUCCCUCCGCGCGUCGCUGAAUUCCGCAUUCCUCCAGCCGAGCCCCGCUUUGGAGAGCUGGGGGGAAUUAACGGAGGAGAUCCGGGGAGGGAGUUCAGGAAAGGACGGGGCUGCAUCCGUGGGAAUAGGCCGGUCUGGCAGGCCUCUGGUGGUUUGGGUCGUGGGCUGGACUCAAAAAUAACUCUGUUUACAUUUUUGUUUGUUUUGUUUUGGAAGACAGGAGGAACAAAUAUGAAAUGAGAACACGCAGCGACGAGACGCCGGAUUACGCACUGAUCCAUGGAUCGGAGAAGGAGCCGGAGACCUUUUCAUUACUGGACAUUCACUUUUUAAUUAACUGAAUAAACACCCCCGCGCGCGCCACACCAGCAGCAGCUUCCAGGCUGCGGCGAGUCUGUUGAUCUUAAGUCUAAUAACCAUAAAGUUCUUCACCUGACCUGGAACCUUUGAUUCGGUCCACAAAUCUCCCCGAAAGCUUCUCGUUUGUCUAGAGGGGGGGCUGCUGCUGGGGGGCGGCGGUGGAACCGUGCACAUCUGUUGACACCGUUUGCUCCUCAUCAAACUUUGUAUUUCCAGCCUCAUCGACAUGUUGCGCGCGUGCAGAUGAGGUCAUUUCCAGCCGCGCGGCGUCCAGCUCCAUAGGAAGGUGGCUGCAUCGGUGAGGGGGGGCAGCAAACGUUUUACCGCAGCCGGGGAGGGGGAUGCGGGUGUAGUGCGAUCACUGACGCAAACUCAUGAUUGGAUGAUGGUGAGAUCAAACAGCUGGACUGGCGCGUGCGUGUGAACACUGGCUAGCGCGCGCGGUCUGUGCCGCGCUCUCCAUCCAUGCAGGGCGACUUCAACAGGCUGUCUGUGUUGUCAGCAUCCCCAUCUCCUCCCAGCCGCACGUGCACGCAUGGCGCCGGCGCGCGCAUCCAGUCUAAUAGCCUGAACGCCAGCUGCUCGAAUCCCCCGGUUCCCGCGUCACGCCCGUAAACAUGGCCACUCUCCAGCAGCACCGGCAGCUGCUCGUGCACGGCACGGAGGUGAACUGCGACUCGUGCGGGGACGGCGCCAUUACCGUGCGGAUUUCCAACAGCGCGCCGCAAACGCAGCGCCAGGAGCCGCCGAGAGCUCCGCAGAAAGUCAACCCUGACCUCCACAAAUACAGCAUCUCCUCCAGCUGCAGCUCCGCGGACUCCAGGCCCGCCGUGACCUCCAGGGCGCGCGUGAAGGUGCCCCCGCUCUUUGAGCGCUCUGCCGCUCAGUGCUGGGACCCCAAGUUUGACUCCCCCGUGCUGGAGGAGGCCUGUCAGGAGAGGUGCUUCUCUCAAAAGCAGCGCAGGUUCCGUUAUGUUCUCUUCUACCUGGGGGUGGCAGCUGUCCUCUGGGGCGUGUACUUUGGGGUCAACCAUGACCGCUGCUGCCCUACCACCUUUAUUGCCCCCACUGCCUCCUUUCUGGCCUUACUGAUGCUCCUGUUUCUGUUCACGUUUACUCGGCCAUAUGUGUGGCUUUACAACCAAACCUCCCUGCUGCUCAUAGCCAUCACCUUCGCCAUCACUUUAGCCCCACAAAUACAGACUGCUGGCUACACUCAGCUGGAAUGGGCAAAUGGCGGGAAUGUGUCACAUGUGUCGGAGAGCAAAGUACCCUGCAUCUCCCCCGUUGGAACCUUCUCCCUGUGUAUGGAGGUCCUGCUGCUGUUGUACAGCGUCCUUCAUGUGCGCCUGUACGCCUCGGUGUUGCUCGGCCUCCUUUAUUCUAUACUGUUCGAAGCACUAGGGUGGCUGCCGCUCCUUCAGAACGCUUCUGGUGACACCGGACAGGUGUUUGAACUGGUGGGUCCCACCUGGGAAGACAACACGCUCCGCUGGCUGGGCCCAGCCAAAGGUUUACUUCAUCUGUGCGCUCAUGUCAUCGGCAUCCACCUGUUCAUCAUGUCAGAGGUGCGUUCCCGCAGCACCUUUCUCAAAGUGGGCCAGGCCAUCAUGCACGGCAAAGACCUGGAGGUGGAGAAGGCCCUGAAGGAGCGGAUGAUCCACUCGGUCAUGCCCAGACGGGUUGCAGACGAGCUGAUGAAGCAGGGCGACGACGAGGGCGGCGGGGAGAAUUCCGGCAAACGGUAUUCCUCAGGUACAUGCUCUACCUCAGUUGUUGCGGGUGGUGCAGGAGGCGCUGGAGGUUUGCAAAGUCAGAGUGGCGUGAGCUCCAAGAACAACCCACACGGCAAUCACAAACAGAAGAAGACCUCCAUCCCCCGCGGACAGAUAAUAUUCAGACCUUUCAACAUGAAGUGCAUGAAGCCCGUCAGCAUCCUCUUUGCAGACAUCGUGGGCUUCACCAGAAUGUCUGCCAACAAGUCGGCCCACGCUCUGGUGGGCCUCCUCAAUGACCUGUUCGGACGAUUCGAUAGACUCUGUGAAACAACCUACUGCGAGAAGAUCAGCACUCUGGGAGAUUGCUACUACUGCGUGGCGGGAUGCCCGGAGCCGCGGCCGGACCACGCCUACUGCUGUGUGGAGAUGGGCCUGGGCAUGAUCCAGGCCAUCGAGCAGUUCUGCCAGGAGACGUGCGAGACGGUGAACAUGCGUGUCGGAGUCCAUACUGGCACAGUCCUGUGUGGGAUUCUGGGAAUGAAGCGCUUCAAAUUUGACGUGUGGUCAAAUGAUGUCAACCUCGCCAACCUAAUGGAGCAGCUCGGCGUAGCGGGCAAGGUUCACCUGUCGGAGGCUACGUCAGAGUUCUUGGACGACCGAUACCUGAUGGAGGACGGGCGAGUGGCGGAGAGAGCCGGGCAGAGCGUGAUGGAGAAACUCAAGGAUGUGAAGACCUACUUGAUCUCUGGAAGGAAGCUUGGUAAUGACGUGCACUGUGGCUGCUGCCAGGUGGGACUGGCAGGUGGGGCGCUGGUAGGUCUGCCGUUAUGCCCUCAGUCACGCACACCCGACCUCAUCCCUGGAGGUGCGCACGCCGCCGAGUCCCAGCUCUCCCACCACUUGCCAGAUAGAACGGCGGUUCCUUGUGUGUUCCACAGCAUGACGCUGUCAUCUGUUGCAGAGCACACUGAUGAUGCGACCGUGCUGAAUGGCUGCCAGGAAGAACAUAAGAGCAGCAGCGGCAAGUUCAUCCCAGGUCACAGCCCCAGGGCUGCCAAUGGCCUCCUGAGCCCCCGACUGGAGGACCCCGUUCGUGCAAGCCAUAGUUCCCUGUGUGACAUCCUCCAGGAGAAAGAAAAGAAGAUCAGCACCAGCACGGGGACCGGGACCGGGACCGGGACCGGGACCAGCCUCGGCAUGGCCGGUGGAGCAACAGGUCACGGCAUGGAUCACUCUGCCCUCAUACAGCUGCGAGCCAAGAACUACAAACGCAAAAGCGACGCCCACUUUGUGGACGUUAUUAGGGAGGACAGUUUGAUGAAAGACAACUUCUUCAAACCCCCCAUCAGCAGAUUCAGCCUGAACUUUCUGGAGAGACCUCUGGAAAAGGCCUAUCGCAGCAGCUACAAAGAGGAGGUGAUGAACCAGGUUCAGGUGCAGACUUUUGCCAGCCCGACCUUCAGCUCUUUUCUGGACGUUCUGCUGGGCUGUUUCGUCUUCUUGGCCCUGACCCUGGCCUGCUUCCUUCCAUCUUUGGUGAGCUCCUCCACGGUGGGGUCGGCUGGAUCUGCUGCCCUGGUCCUAGCUCCCAUGGCUGGUUUUCUGGAACUGACCUCGCUGGUGCUUUCCAUACAUAUCACCUUCUUCUUGAAGGAGCUGAUGACCUGCACUCGCUCUGUACUCACGGUGGUUUCUGGUUGGAUAUUCCGUCAUGUGAUCGGGGCCGUGUUGGUCUCCCUCCCCGCCAUCUCUGUCUUGUCCCACCUCACCACAUCUCGCCUUCCCUUUCAGGUUACCAUGUUCCUCUGCUGUGCUGCCAUCCUUGCCAUCAUUCAGUACUGUAACUUCUGUCAGCUGAGUUUUUGGAUGCGCUCAGUUUUGGCAACUACUACGGGAGUCACUCUGCUGCUAUUGUUGUACAAGACCGUGCACAGCUGGAGUAAUAACAGCGUGCCUGUUCAUGGACUAAACACUUCUCUGUCGACCUUGGAAGUAUUAGAAUCCAGCUCCCACACUCCUCAGGGACUCUUUGCCCUUUUGGUCCCAGAGGCCGUCCUGGCCUUUUUCUUACUCCUUCUUCUGGUCUGGUUUCUCAAUCGGGAGUUUGAAGUCAGUUACCGUCUCCAUUACCAUGGCAACGUGGAGGCUGACAAGCACCGUGCCAAGAUCCAGACAAUGCGAGACCAGGCGGAGUGGCUUCUCGGCAACAUCAUCCCAAUCCAUGUGGCCGACCAACUCAAGGUGACCCAGAGCUACUCCAAGAACCACGACAGCGUCGGUGUGAUCUUUGCCAGCAUUGUCAACUUCAGCGAGUUCUACGAAGAGAGCUAUGAGGGAGGAAAAGAAUGCUAUCGCGUCCUUAAUGAGCUAAUUGGAGAUUUUGAUGAGCUCCUUCGAAAACCUGACUUUAAAAGCGUGGAGAAAAUCAAGACGAUUGGCUCCACCUACAUGGCAGCGUCAGGCCUGAAUGUUCAGCAGCUGGCCGAGACUGAAGAUGACUCUCCGCAUGCACACCUGAAGGCACUCUUUAACUUUGCCUUGGAGAUGAUGGGUGUCCUGGAUGAUUUUAACAAGAACAUGCUGGGCUUCGGUUUCAAGCUUCGUAUCGGUUUUAACCACGGACCUUUGACGGCUGGAGUGAUUGGCACCACCAAGUUACUCUAUGACAUCUGGGGGGACACAGUCAACAUUGCCAGUCGUAUGGACUCCACAGGUGUGGAGUGUCGGGUGCAGGUGAGCGAGGAAAGCCAUACGGUGCUCAGUGCCAUGGGCUUAGACUUUGAGUACAGAGGAACAGUGAAUGUUAAGGGCAAAGGCCAAAUGAGGACUUUCCUUUACCCCAAAAGUGGAGACAGUGCUUGCCAGGAUGGACCCGAGCUGGGAGCCGGACUUGGACAUUUGUCCACGUCAGUCCCUGUGAAUCAGACUGCAGUGUCUACUUCCCAGACAGGAGCCCCUCCAUCCUCUUCCCUUUCCCCUCCUCUUCCCAUGUUUGCCCCUGAAUCCCAAUGCACUUUAAGGCCUUUGAUGGCUGCUGUCGAACCUGGACCUGCUAAGUCCACAGAGGUGAGGAAUGUAGGACACAGGGGCACAGAGGAUUUACACCAGCAGUCCCUGAAAACAGACUCCGCCCCCCCUUCCCAUUCUGAGCAAGCCCCAGAAGUGAGUGCUGCUCCUCUAGCGCGUCAUGAGGAAGAAGUGGAGGAAGAAGAAACCAACGAGCUCACUAAACUCAAUGAGGAGUUUUAUGCUCGCCUCUGAUCCCUAAUUUGUUUCUUGUGCUGGACUGAAAACGAACCUCCUUGGAGUGCGGUAUUUUCAAUGUGGACAUCAGGGGCUUUAAACAGCUGUCUGACCGUUCCCAUGGCAGUGGUGCCUCAGUGCUCUGGUGGGUCAUGGCGGUCAGAUCUGUGUUGAGCACAGUAGAUUAAAUCAGUGAAAAAGGGAUUAAAAAGUUUAGAGAGAAGAUUAUUUUUGACAUUUUUCAUGAUUUUUCUUUAUAAAUAUUCAUUAAGUGCCUUAAGGACUACAAGAAUGAGCAAAGGAAAACAAGUUUAAAGAAUUUGAGGUCGAAUGCCAAGUUGUGGUUUCUUCAUGCUUUUAUUUUCAAGUAUUUCUUUACAGAUAUAUUUACUGUUGUGUCAUGCCAGUUUUUUUUUUACCUGAUCAAAUUUUUUACAUCAUUUGAGGGAAUUUUUAAACAUAAGCCAGUGCAGUAAAAUGGAUUGAGCAGGAAAUAAUGGGAAAAGUGAGGGAAUUCCACAAUGCAUUAUUAAUCUAGAUGUUCUGCUUUGAUGUGAGAGCUUACAUGCAGUAUUCACAGAUGCCAGAGUUCCUAUUUCAAGAGAUACACAAACGAAAGCGCCGUUCAGUUUGAGUAGAAGCUUCAUGCACAUUAAGCACGGCUCUUGCACAUUGUUUUUCAACCACUUGUUGUGGGUAGUUAUUACCAUUAUUUGCUCCUAAGUAGGAUUAGCAAACGUUUUUUACAAUCCAUCAUUAGAAAUAUAAUUGAAUGAGGUAAUGUAGAUCUGGAUUAUCUGAAAAAAAUCAUCAAAGUAUACCUCACAGUAUUGUGUCCCACAAUCAUUGAUUGUACAUGAGAACUGGACUGGGUGACUCCACCGCCAAGGCAUUCCAAACAGGAAGUGCCUGUUGGUUCCAAGAAGCCAAAAUCCCAUAGACUUCCAUUGAGAAACAGACAGUUAUUUCUCAUUUUGUUUGUCAGAAUAACCAUUCUUGCUCUGAUACUUCAUUCUUAGCACGUUCUUUAUAAUCCUUAUUUUUUUUAAGAUAUUUUUUCUUUAUCACCAGUUAUUCAAGUUAUAAACUGACCAAUCAGAUUCCUCAGUAAAAACUGGAGCCCGCUGGCCCCGCCUCGAACAUUUGAUUGACAGAUUCCCCGAUCCGCUUUCAGUGAGAGGGGUGUGGACUUUGAACAAACCGGAACAAGCUCAUUCAUGAUUGGUGACAGUUCUUCCUCUAAAAGCGUGACACAGACUGACUUUGACUAAUCCCUGUUGAGGGGCGCCAAUCGUUUGCAUCAUGGCGGUAGACGUAUCAGGAAGUGAUGGCGAAGGCUCUGGCCUGAUUUCACAAGGGCUGGAGGUAAUGCAUUUCCUAUGUGGGAUCUCAAAACUUGUUAUGUCCAGUUCUUAUUAACGGUCUAUGAUUACAUCCCACUCACUCGGUCCAGUUCUCACAUACAGUCAAUGGCCACAAUCCAGCGUGAUCUUUAGAAGCCCAAAUGAUUUCAUAUGCGAGUAUAAACAAGAACAAAUAAUGUAAAAUAUACUUUUUUAAUUUAUUUUUUAUUUUUUGUGCUUUUCUAUGCAUUUUCUCGUAGAGAUAAAUAAUUAAUUACAUUGAUUAAAUCUGUGCAGAACUCCAAUACUUUUAUAGAGCAAUAAAAAUGCAUUUUUUGGAUAAAAAAACAUCAAUGAAGACGCAUAGGAGGAAUCAGGUGGAUCAAUAUGAAUUGGACACUUUUAAGCAGAUUAUUUAAUAGACCUACUUCUUAAUAGGUGCAUUGAAAUGAAAGUUUAGAGUAUAAAUGGGAUAACUAUCUCCUUGUACAUGGAAUGGCUUCACAAGACAACACAGAUUGUGCUUAAAAGCUCUGUCUAAGAUUUUCAAUGUUUAUUAGUUGCCUUAGUAGUCAAAAAACAAACAUUUGGUGAUGCUUUUCUAACGAUGCAUCAACCAGCUCAGUGUCCCCUGCCUUUUGGUGUGUGACUUGCAGUCGACGGGUUGAAACUGUUUAUAGUCAAUCUCCAAGUGGAGCCGUCUACUGUAUCAAUAUUGUGCCACUUUAAUUGAGUGUUCUCUGGGUGCAGUGCAACCUGAUCUAGUUGAUUGUUUUAUGGUGCCUAAAAUAAUGACUGUAUUAUUCGUUAAGAACUUGUCAGUGAGCUUGUUUGAAGUCAUCCUGUCGUUGUACUGAGGAUAGUGUGUGAAUGUAUGUUACAGAAAAUGCUCCGACAAUGUUUUCCACAACUUUUAAUUGGACAAAUGCUUCCUUGUGUUUUUCUUUUCUUUUCUUUUUUGUGUCUUUCCAGAAGCUAAAAUGGAGUGAAUAAUUGUCUGGUUGUUUUCUGUGAUCUAAACUUAGUUUGUGCUUUUGUCUUUGCCCUUUAACGCACUUGCUUCUCCCCUUCAAUCUGUGGUAUGUACAAUACAUUUCUUUAAAGAUCAACAACAGAAAAGAUUCAGAAGACCACCCUUCUGCUCCUGUUUAACUGAUCUGUGUUAUCUGUACAGGAACCAUCCGUAGACUGCAGUAUUUGAAAAGGAACACACAGAGAAUCUUUAUGUUUUCUUAUUUUUCAGUCACCACCUCACCCUCAGGAGGAUGGUCAGCUUCUGUGUCCCGGUGUUUUUUCUCUACAACAAUAUGACCCUGUGCAAAGACUGAGAGACGAUUCAAGUAAUAGGUGUCCAUCUCUGCUUUCCAAGCCGUCAUUUUUUUUUUUUUUUUUUUUUUCAAGCCGUCAUUUGUAUACGCAGAAGUCUUUGCUUCCACUGCCGUUGUGUAUUAUGAACACACACCAGUGCCUUUUAAUUUGGUAAAUGUUUAAUUAGUGUUGAGCUGUGGUUAUCACAAAGUUCCAUCCAUGUUGCAUAAUUAUGAAAACCCAAAGAAGCACUUCCUGCAGCGAUCAGUGUAGCUCGAGGCUAGAAAGUAUCAUAAGAAGAACUUUAUAUGUCUAAAAAUGAUAAAUAUUCUGUAUUAUUAAAACGAACACUCUGAACUAUCCGGUGUUUGCCAAAUAUAAAGAACUGUAUCUGACAAAGUGACAGUAAAACAUUAGCAUCACUCACCGUUCUGCCUUAUGUUGUCACGUGAUGAUAGUUCCAUACUGUGCUUAGAUCCGUUUCCCACCAGUUAAGGACCGGGGUUGGGAAACACGGAUUCAGAGAACCAAGAGGACGUUCUAAAUGUAGCCAACUAGUACAGACCAACCAAACGCACAAUGUAAGAAGCAGCACAAACCUGUAAAUGUUUCAAAUGAACACUGCCGGAUCCAUUUGUCUUUUUUGUGCAACACUGUGUGUAAGCUGUUAGGUUUCUUUUUCAUUUGAUGACAUUGUUCCUCUUGAGUUUAAAUCUUUAUUCAUUAUACUUUUAUUUAAUUUCAUUACCACUCUUUCCAGGUUUAUGCUGGACAUGACACAUGUAUCUCUGACAAGCAACAAAUCAGGGUGAAUGACGGUGUGUUUUUGGAUGUAAAAGUCGUAAAAAUGUUGGUAGACAACAGCUACGAAAAAUCAAUGAUAGUUUAAUCUGUGAUUUCUUUUGUUGAAACCGUUUGAGUGGAGACGGAAUAAUAAAGGGAAAAUGUGAAAGGGUUUAGUGUGAGCACUUGUAAAAAAACACACAACAAAGAAAAAUCACAGAAUGACUCCUUUAAAUGAGGAAAUCUAUGCCUUUGCAUACAUUUUACCAGAAACAUUAUGUUUUCAAUUACUUUGGGGCACAGGUUAGACAGUGUUGUUUGGAUUAAAGUACAUAUGAUUUGUGUUCAUGAAUGAAAUGUAUAUUGUUUGUUUUGUGCAUGUUAUCCAUGUAUCAACUAUCAACACAUAAUCGUAACUAUACACAUUUGCACAAAGCACUCAGUGUUUGUACAUUUUCAAUUAUUUUUGUCACAGAUGAUUUUUAUACAUUGUGCAUGUGACAGAUUUUAUCCAAAAAAAUGAUGAAAAAAGAUUGAUAUACUGUGUGUCUGUAUGUGUAAGUGUUGAAAAAGAUUUUCUCCCCAUUUUUUUUUUUUUUUUUUUUUAAUAUGAGAGAGAAAUAAAUCUUUAAGCAAAAAAA